UAAGAGUUAGUGGCUUUAGUGCCCCACCCCCCCACAGACAUUAUUGUCUUUGCCCUGCCUUGUUUGUAAAGCAUGAAAUCAAAGGAUUCCAAAGGAAACCCAUCACUUGAUCUGUCGAAUUUCAGCUUUUAAUCUCUCUUUUAAGCUCUACCAUUGUCUCAUUUUCAGGACUCUGAGGGAGACAAAAGGCUUUUUCUUGCUCCUUCUUCUGUGUUCUCAGAGAUGGAUAAAAAUAACAAAGACGUCAUACGCUUGGAGCGUGAAUCGGUUAUUCCAGUUUUGAAACCGAAGCUUAUCAUGACCUUGGCUAAUCUUAUAGAACAUAAUUCAGAUCGUGCUGAAUUCCUAAAGCUCUGCAAGAGAGUUGAAUACACAAUCCGAGCUUGGUAUCUCCUACAAUUUGAGGAUCUGAUGCAAUUGUACUCCCUCUUUGACCCUGUUCACGGGGCUCAGAAAUUGGAGCAACAGCAUUUAUCUUCAGAAGAAAUUGAUGUUCUUGAGCAGAAUUUCCUGGCCUAUUUAUUCCAGGUAAUGGAUAAGAGCAAUUUCAAAAUAACAACUGAUGAGGAGAUUGAUGUUGCUCUCUUUGGGCAAUAUCUCUUAAACCUUCCUAUCACCGUGGAUGAAUCAAAGCUUGAUAAGAAUCUCUUGAAACGGUAUUUCUCUGAGCAUCGUCAUGAAAACCUUCCAGAUUUUGCAGACAAGUAUGUAAUCUUUCGUCGAGGCAUUGGAAUUGAUCGCACAACUGAUUACUUUUUCAUGGAGAAAGUGGACAUGAUCAUUGCUCGUUUAUGGGCAUGUAUUCUCAAAGUAACAGGGUUACAACGUAUUCUCUCCAGAAAGCCAAGUGCACGCCAUGCAAAAGAUCCAAAGAAAACUGAUGAAAUAAGCACUGAAGUGGAGCAAGAACUAUGUGUUCAACGAAUUCGAAUUGAAAAUAUGGAGCUUAGCAUGCGCAAUCUGCUUAGCAAGAUCACAAUCCAGGAACCAACCUUUGACAGGAUUAUUGUUCUUUAUAGGCGAGCAAGUACCAAGACCAAGAAAGAACGGGGAAUAUAUGUAAAACAUUUUAAAAAUAUUCCCAUGGCUGAUAUGGAAAUAGUUCUGCCAGAGAAGAAAAAUCCUAGCUUAACACCAAUGGACUGGGUCAAGUUUCUUGUUUCAGCUGUUCUUGGACUGGUUGCACUUGUUGGUUCACUUGAAAUGCCUAAAGCUGAUAUUUGGGUCAUUAUUGCCAUUCUCUCUGCACUGAUUGGUUACUGUGCCAAGAUCUAUUUCACGUUUCAGCAAAACAUGACCACAUAUCAGAACUUAAUCACACAAUCCAUGUAUGACAAACAGUUGGAUAGUGGCAAGGGCACUCUUCUUCACCUGUGUGAUGAUGUGAUUCAACAAGAAGUCAAAGAGGUGAUCAUUGCAUUCUUUAUUUUGAUGGAACAGGGUAAAGCUACAAGAGAAGAUCUUGACCUUCGCUGUGAAGAACUAAUCCAUGAAGAGUUUGGUGAGAAAUGUAACUUUGAUGUGGAUGAUGCAGUCCAAAAAUUAGAGAAGCUAGGUAUUGUUGGUCGGGAUAGCAUUGGAAGAUAUUAUUGUGUAGGUUUAAAGCGUGCUAACGAGAUCAUUGGCACCACCACAGAGGAGAUUGUACUGAAAGCAAAGCAGGGUGGCAUUGCUUCUUAAUUUCUCUUCAAAAAGGCAAUAACCAUGCUUUGUGGUUCUUCAAGAUUUGGCGUCUCAAGGAUGGUUUUCUUCAACUACUUCCAUAUGCGUUCCUUCUACUCAGAUCGCUUGGGCAGCCUAUAUAAUCCUUGUGAAUUCGUAUCCCAUUCAUUUGUAUGCAUGUCUAUAACCUUGAGACUUUCUUAGUAGACAGUGUGUGUGGGUUAGUAGGUAUCCUGUUUUAUCAAGAAAGAAUGUUACAUGGGGCAGAUUAUUGAUUAUUCUAGCUUCAUUUCCAUUUGUUGAUUGAAGGGGUUGUACAAUCCGGUUGCUAAGAAUAAAAAGAAAAGAAAAGAUUGUAUGGUCUGGUUUACAGAAGCUAUUAUUUUA
This is a messenger RNA of Nelumbo nucifera (sacred lotus), 2049 nucleotides long. RefSeq lists its product as uncharacterized. Lineage: Eukaryota; Viridiplantae; Streptophyta; Magnoliopsida; Proteales; Nelumbonaceae. The record is from RefSeq and is a predicted model, not a curated record.